AUGUCGAACCGUCAGCAAGCCCGCGACAUGCAGGUCGAGUUCCAGGCCCGCUUCCAGGCCAAGCAGGCCCGCCGCGAAGCCCAAAAGGCCUCGAAGCAGGACCCCAUUCUCAAGAAGCAGAUCCAGGAACUCCUCAAGAAGGGCGAGACCCAGAAGGCCUACCAGAAGGCCAAGGUGCUCCUCUCCAAACAGGCUCUCGCCCAGCAGAUGGACCAGAUGGCCGACAUGGCUGAGCUAUCCGCCGCCCAGAUCCAGGCCAACAACGCUAUGAACCGCAUGACGCACAUGAUGGCUUCGUCGUCUCGAACCAUGAACAUCGCCCAGAAGAGUGCCAAUCCCGAGAAGACCCUUGUCACCCUCGAGCAGUUUAAGCAGCAAAACGAGGAAUACGCCAUGUCCAAUGGCAUCUACCAGGAUGCCAUCAGUCAGUCCACCUCCGUUCAGGUUGGCGAGGACGCUGUCCACGAGCUGCUUGGCAAGCUGGCUGACGACGCUGGCCUCGAGUUCGACCAGCAGCUGCGCCAGGCUGCGCCCUCCACCGUCGACCCCCAGGCCUCCGCUGAGCCCACCGCCGAGGAGGAGGAUAAACUGCAGCAGAGGUUGCGCGCUCUACGAGCCUAG
Ilyonectria robusta is the source of this 621-nucleotide messenger RNA. RefSeq lists its product as uncharacterized. The transcript is spliced from 2 exons. Gene Ontology annotation, biological process: endosome transport via multivesicular body sorting pathway; protein transport; late endosome to vacuole transport. The record is from RefSeq and is a predicted model, not a curated record. Lineage: Eukaryota; Fungi; Ascomycota; Sordariomycetes; Hypocreales; Nectriaceae. The coding region runs from base 1 to 621 and encodes 206 amino acids. Gene Ontology annotation, cellular component: ESCRT III complex; multivesicular body.